AUGUCGCUGAUUUCGCUAAGCUCCGUCUCUCCAGAUGAGACAAUCAUCAAGCUCCCCCACCCGUAUCUCACCGAGUACGCUGUGAAGAAGGUUCCGUCACCAUCAGGCAAUGAUGCCCAGUUCUUCCAGCUCGCCUUGAGACCAAGCACGAGGUCUCACAACAAGCAGCCAUCGUUCGAGCUUCAUAAUUCCAACCUUCGAUUUACCGAGCCCACCGAUCUCAAGUCCAGUGAAGCCCCUCCCCCAUCCAACAACGGAGCAUGGGGACGAGCAAGACGGUCGCCAGCUGUUGCUGUCAACUGGGAGAGCAGCUCGGCCCCUACGCUUGCCCAGGCUUGGCUGCUUCUCUAUCUUCUCUUCACAGUUCGCCCGUCAAUGGAAUCAGUCCGUCUUGAGCUUAAGGGCCGUGAUGCGAACCGCCUUGGCCAGCAGCUUCAGGAUGUUCUCCUGGCCAUUGACCACCCUGCGCCCCCAAAGACAGUCUCUGCUCCUGCGCCCUCGACAAACCCCGACGAGAAGGUUGUUCUAGCUUUGCGAAGCACCUUCUGGCAAGGUGCCGGCUCCCCCUUUGGUCCCCGCCCUGUUUGGUGCCCCGACGAGUCUCCUUCCUCGCUGCCCAAGUCCACCCCAUUGGCCUCAUACCCUCUCACGCCGGUUCAACAUACCAUUUCCGUCGCCUCAGCCGGUGAUCCUCAAGAUCCAGAUCGCUACCAGCAAGCGUGGCAUCCUGUCCGCCCCGCCAAGCCCGCUCCCGGUGCCACCAUCUACAGCCGCUACAUCCCCCAUCUCAAGGAAACCUUCUCCAUGGUCUCCCUUGACUGGGAGGACGCAGAGCACCUUCGCCUCUUCCACGAGUGGCAGAACGACCCCCGAGUCUCCCAGGGCUGGAACGAGACGGGCACCCUCGAGCAGCACCGCGAGUACCUGCGCAAGAUCCACGUCGACCCCCACCAGGUCGCCGUGCUUGCCAAGUGGGACGACACCUACUUCGCGUACUUUGAGAUCUACUGGGCCAAGGAGGACCGCCUGGGCGGCUACUUCGAUGCCGGAGACUUCGACCGCGGCCGACACUCUCUCGUCGGCGAUGUGCGCUUCCGCGGACCGCACCGUGUGUCGGCCUGGUGGAGCAGCUUGAUGCACUACCUCUUCCUCGACGACCCGCGCACGACGUACGUCGUCGGCGAGCCCAAGGAUACCAACUCGACUGUCGUCAUGUACGAUCUCAUCCACGGAUUCGGGCUUGACAAGUUUGUUGAUCUGCCUCAUAAGCGCAGCGCUUUCGUGCGCUGCUCCCGCGAGAGGUUCUUCCAGCUUUGCCCGUUGCAUGAGAGUGAGAAGGCUGUGGGUGGAAUGAGGAUUGGACUGGUCCCCAAGCUGUAG
Molecule: messenger RNA, 1380 nt
Organism: Clonostachys byssicola
Lineage: Eukaryota; Fungi; Ascomycota; Sordariomycetes; Hypocreales; Bionectriaceae
Source: the annotation of a GenBank genome assembly